CAGUAAUAUCAUGAUGCUCUUCUUUUCUAGGUUGUCUAUUUUACCAACAGUGGCUCGGAGGCUAAUGACCUUGCAGUACUAAUGGCCCGGCUUCACUCAGGAAACUUUGAUGUCAUCACACUGAGGGGUUCUUAUCAUGGUGGCAGUCCACAAGCGAUGGGUCUGACGUCCAACACACAGUACAAAUAUCCCGUCCCCUCCUCUAUGGGCUGCCAUAAUACCAUGUGUCCGGAUGUGUUCAGGGGACUCUGGGGAGGAAGCCACUGUAGAGACUCCCCAGUUCAAACCAUCCGAGAAUGCAGCUGCUCCCCGGGUCACUGUCAG
Sinocyclocheilus grahami is the source of this 324-nucleotide messenger RNA. RefSeq names its product alanine--glyoxylate aminotransferase 2, mitochondrial-like. Gene Ontology annotation, cellular component: mitochondrion. Gene Ontology annotation, molecular function: L-alanine:glyoxylate transaminase activity. The record is from RefSeq and is a predicted model, not a curated record. Gene Ontology annotation, biological process: glyoxylate catabolic process. The annotation marks the transcript as partial. NCBI's taxonomy places the organism in Eukaryota, Metazoa, Chordata, Actinopteri, Cypriniformes, Cyprinidae. The transcript has 4 exons.